AUGGUUGGUCCAACGGUGCCUGUAGCUCAUAUAUGCUACGCCGCAGUCUUAGCAUGGAUCACCUACCUUGUCGCAGGUGCUAUCUAUCGACUGUACUUCCACCCGCUUGCCAGAUUCCCUGGACCAAAGCUGGCAGCGUUGACAGGCUGGUACGAGUUCUACCAUGAUAUCAUCCAUAAGGGCCAAUUCAUCUGGAAGCUUCAAGCGCUUCACGACAAGUAUGGUCCAAUCAUCCGCAUCUCGCCAGAAGAGCUCCACAUCCGCGACUCGCAGUAUUACGAAGAACUCUAUGCACCGAGUUCCAAAAAGCGCGACAAGUACGUGGGAUGGGUUGCCAUGGCUGGCGCACCGGACUCGUCGUUUGCAACCGCACCUCACAAUCUCCAUCGCAUCCGUCGCGCGGCUCUGAAUCCGUACUUUUCCAAACGAUCAAUCGGCCAGGUCGAGGACCUAAUCUUGUCCAAGGUUCAGGUUCUGGGUCGCCGGUUCGAGGAAGCCUACAAAUCAGGGCAAGUCAUCCGACUGGACGCCGCCUACAUGGCCUUGACCAUGGAUGUCAUUACGCACUACUGCUUCGGCGACAGCUACAACUACUUGGAGGAAGACGACUUCAAGGCUUCGUGGAAGGAGACCGUGAUAGCUGGAUCGGCCAACGGUGCAUUCCUCCGACAAUUCCCUUGGGCUCUUCCGCUAUUGAAGAUGGCACCGCUCCCGCUGGUUCAGAUACUGAACCCGCCAGCCGGCCACCUCAUGGCGUGGCAGAAGAUGGUGCGCGCCCAGGUCGACGAUAUCAUCACCAAGAACAAACAAGGCAAGAAGACCACAGGCACCGUGUUUCAGGCCUUGCUGGAUAGCGACCUACCGCCUGAGGAGAAGAGUGCCGACCGUCUCCAAGACGAAGGUCAAACCAUUGUCGGCGCAGGUUCCGAAACCACGGCCAAGUCCCUUGCCGUUAUUACCUUUUACCUCUACGAAGACAAGAAGAAACUCGAGAGACUUCGGAGCGAGUUGCGCACUAUCAUGCCGACACCAACAAGCUCAGUGUCUUUGACUGCAUUGGAACAGUUGCCGUAUUUCACCGCCGUCAUCAACGAAGGUAUUCGUCUAAUGUUUGGUGUGACGACAAGAUUGCCUCGCGUGUCGCCUACCGAGGCCUUACAAUACAAGGAUUGGGUGAUCCCAGCCGGAACCCCUGUAAGCGAAACCAACUAUUUCGUGCACAUGGACAGCAGCAUCUUCCCGAACCCGGAAACCUAUGACCCAGAUCGCUGGCUCCGAGCCGCACAGGAAGGCUUCCGUCUCGAUCGGUACUUUGUGUCAUUUUCAAAGGGGAGCCGUAUGUGUGUUGGUAUCAACCUCGCAUACGCCGAACUUUAUUUGACACUGGCACACAUCGUUUCCCGCUUCGACAUUGAAAACUUCGACACCAAUGUCGAGCGGGACAUUCAGAUCAGCAGAGACUUGUUCGUUGGUGUGCCCAGGGCCGAUUCACAGGGAAUAAGAGCCAAGAUUGUUGGUGUAAGGAGUUGA
This is a messenger RNA of Exophiala spinifera, 1530 nucleotides long. RefSeq lists its product as uncharacterized. The record is from RefSeq and is a predicted model, not a curated record. Gene Ontology annotation, molecular function: oxidoreductase activity, acting on paired donors, with incorporation or reduction of molecular oxygen; monooxygenase activity; iron ion binding. NCBI's taxonomy places the organism in Eukaryota, Fungi, Ascomycota, Eurotiomycetes, Chaetothyriales, Herpotrichiellaceae. The transcript is spliced from 4 exons. Bases 1 to 1530 code for a protein of 509 amino acids.